This is a messenger RNA of Budorcas taxicolor (takin), 1395 nucleotides long. RefSeq names its product SH3 and cysteine rich domain 2 (gene STAC2). Bases 151 to 1377 code for a protein of 408 amino acids. Gene Ontology annotation, biological process: positive regulation of voltage-gated calcium channel activity; positive regulation of protein localization to plasma membrane; skeletal muscle contraction. Gene Ontology annotation, molecular function: protein binding. The record is from RefSeq and is a predicted model, not a curated record. Lineage: Eukaryota; Metazoa; Chordata; Mammalia; Artiodactyla; Bovidae. Gene Ontology annotation, cellular component: extrinsic component of cytoplasmic side of plasma membrane. The transcript is spliced from 11 exons.
UUUGCCUGGGCGGGUUUCUCCAGGGGUUCACUGGGUUGGGGGGCUGUCUCUAAGGGCUUCAGGUCCCGGAGAGACGCCUGCCACCCUUAGCCUGCUUCCAGGUGGGCUGCCGUCGGGUCUCGGCACCCUCUCUUCCCGUCUCCCCUAACCAUGACCGAAAUGAGCGAGAAGGAGAACGAACCGGAUGACGCUGCCACCCACACCCCCCCGGGGACCGUCUCUGCCCUCCAGGAAACCAAGCUCCAGCGGUUCAAGCGCUCUCUUUCUCUCAAGACCAUCCUCCGAAGUAAGAGCGUUGAGAACUUCUUAUUUCGCUCCGGCUCUGAGCUUAAGUGCCCCACUGAGGUGCUGCUGACGCCCCCGACCCCGCUGCCCCCUCCUACCCCACCACCAGCCUCCGCAGACCGGGGCCUGCCCACCCCCACCCCAUCCCCCUGCCCAGUCCCACGCCCCUUGGCACCACUCAAACCAGUGAGGCUGCACAGCUUCCAGGAACACGUCUUCAAGCGAGCCAACCCCUGUGAGCUGUGCCACCAGCUCAUUGUGGGAAAUUCCAAGCAGGGUUUGCGGUGUAAGACAUGCAAAGUCAGCGUCCACCUCUGGUGCUCCGAGGAGAUCUCCCACCAGCAAUGCCCAGGCAAGACGUCCUCCUCCUUCCGCCGCAACUUCAGCUCCCCACUCCUGGUACAUGAGUCUCCACCAGCCUGUGCCAUGAGCAAGGAGUCCCCACCCACUGGGGCCAGCGGGAAGGUAGACCCUGUGUACGAGACCCUGCGCUAUGGCACCUCCCUGGCCCUGAUGAACCGCUCCAGCUUCAGCAGCACCUCUGAGUCCCCCACAAGGAGCCUGAGCGAGCGGGAUGAGCUGACUGAGGAUGGGGAGGGCAGCAUCCGCAGCUCAGAGGAGGGCCCUGGCGACAGCGUAUUCACACCCCCAGCCGAGAGCGAAGGGUCAGGACCAGAGGAGAAGAGCCCAGGACAACAGCCCCCCAGGCCUGCCCUCCGGAAAGAUGUGGGGCCCAUGUACUCCUACGUGGCGCUCUACAAGUUCCUGCCCCAGGAAAAGAAUGACCUGGCCCUGCAGCCUGGAGACCGGAUCAUGCUGGUGGAUGACUCUAAUGAGGACUGGUGGAAGGGCAAGAUCGGCGACCGGGUUGGCUUCUUCCCAGCUAAUUUUGUGCAGCGGGUGAGACCAGGCGAGAACGUUUGGCGCUGCUGCCAACCCUUCUCCGGGAACAAGGAACAAGGCUACAUGAGCCUCAAGGAGAACCAGAUCUGUGUGGGUGUGGGCAGGAGCAAAGAUGCUGACGGCUUCAUCCGCGUCAGCAGUGGCAAGAAGCGGGGCCUGGUUCCAGCCGAUGCCCUGACCGAGAUCUGAGAGAAGCCAAGAGAACCC